AUGAAUCCUCUUGAGCCAGUCUUUCGCCAAAUCUCGCACGUACCACAAGUUGUACCACUCGCAAAUACCCAUGCUGUGAACAGCACUGCAAUUGAGACUUACGAGUCUCCACCAAGCGCCAGAGCAGAGUUGAAUGGCGACCAGAGAGGAGGUACACAACAGUUGCAUCCGGAGUCAGUCGGUGCCAGAUUUAUCGUGGCCGUCGAUUUCGGAACUACUUACUCCACGGUUGCCUUUGCCAAAGUCGGGCCUGGGACGGACGUAAGCGGUCUAGGUCCCAAUGACAUUCGGUGCAUCGUCAACUACGAGGAUGCGGCCGGCUCGCGCGACGCUAGAAUGAAUGCGCGAUACGACAACGUACCCACCGAGCUUCUCUACUUUUCCCCAUCGUAUAGUGACUCUGAGACCUCCGAUUCGGAGUCAGCGCCGCGCGAAAAUGAGUUUGAGCAAGAUUUCGAAUCUCCCCCAGGCUCACCUCGGAUAAGGCCAGGGCCGCGGGGCCGCAAGCGAACGAGGCGCGUUCAGCAGCAAAUCUGGACACGACAAGGCUUCAUUGAGUGGGGAUAUCGGGUACACCACAUACAAAAACAUCCACAUGAACUCCACUCGAAGAAUGAUGUUGAGAUUGUGAGACUAAUCAAAUUGAUCCUGGGAGAUGAACAAGCGGACGAGGCGGACGAGAGCAGCGGAGCUGGUGGUGUACAGACUAAACGUUUGAGAGACGUACAGCGAGAAAUACUCCAGCAGGUGAGCCGUUUGCAGGAUCGGAAGGCGGUCAGGUGUUUGAACGACAUCUUGACUGACUAUCUUGUUCGACUACUGUACCAUGCCAAGCAGAUCCUGCGCAGAAACGAGGGCCUCACUGCCGACUCACAGAUUGACUAUGUCUUAUGCGUCCCGGUCUCUUGGUCGCCGGCUGCUUCCCAAACCAUGCACAACGCCAUGGCAAGCGCCGUUCGGAAAUCAGGUCUUGGAACCUUGUACGGAGAUGCCAUCAUCGCAGACCUUUUCAUUGUCUCCGAGCCCGAGGCUGCUGCCCAAUUCGUGCUCGCGUCACUAGGGGAGAAAGGACGACUGAGGCAGAAUCAAAUCUUCACACUGCUGGAUGCAGGUGGCGGCACUGUGGACAUCACGACAUACAAAGUCACUUCUGACGGAAAUCGGCCAUUGCGCUUGCAGGGUGAAAUGAUCCCGCCGGAUGGAGCUCUUUGCGGGUCUUCGCUGAUCAACGAAGCGUACAAGAAGAGACUUCUGGAGAAGCUCUGCGAUACGGAUUUCAACGGAGGAGCCGACGAGCUCAAGAGCGUAGUUGCUGGACUGGUCGCAGACUUUGAGGUGUCCCUCAAACCGUACAUCGACUUCACAAAGAAGAAAACACUCCCGCGCCGCUUGUACAUACCAGGCCUUCGGGACAACCCGGAAAAGAAAAUCAGCAAACACUGUCUCAGAUUCUCAGAGCAGGAGAUCUUUGACCUGUUCAAGGACUGCCUCAACGGAGUGAGCCGACUGCUCGAAUCGCAACUGGAUCGUGCGGCAAAGAAAGGCUUGACAGUGAUCGAUGUCGUGGUCGUUGGUGGUUUUGGUGAGUCGCCCGCGCUGCGCGCACGCAUUGAACAGGUCACUGCCUGUAGAACAAACAUGGUGGGCGGAAAGAUCGGCCUGAUCUGGCCCGACAAGUUUCCCACGUCGACCGUAGCCAGAGGCGCGGUUUUGCGGUCGCUCAAUAAAGAGAAUGGCCCCUCCCGUAUCUCGAGGGCCAGCUAUGGCUUCCUACAAACCGAGCCCUAUAAGGAACACAAAGAACACGUCCAAGCUGGCUUGGUGCCUUCGGUUGACAAGGUCGACGGCUUCGAAUACGUCAAGAACACCAUCCUCUGGGUCAUUCAAAAGGAUGACAAACUCGACACGAGAUUCACAUCAAAAACGUUUCCCUCAUCGCACACCUUUGGAAGACAGGAACCCAAACUCGUGUGCGUCGAGUGUCUUUACACAUCAGCCAAACGGCACCGUUCGCACUUCCCGCGCGACCACGCGGAGAAUGAAGGUCUGUCCAACCUACGUCUCUUCUUCUUCCUCUUCUCCCCUUUCUUCCCUCUUGCCUCGAUUCCCCCAAACACAGCUCCGCGCUCAACUCCCUCUUCCUCCAUCUUUCUCGUUUUCACCAGGGCCGUACUCCACACCGCUGACCAACCCGCAGGGGCAACCUUGCUCGGAGAGAUAGAAAUUGACAUGACCGAGUUCCGAAACGAUCUGCCCACCAAGGAAAAUGCCUACACUGACACAGCCGCAAAGAUGGCGAAGCGCAGGAUCAUCGACGUGACCUUCGACCUGGUCAUCACUGUGGAGGGUCAGCAACUGAUGUACGAGGCCCGUUGGCCAAGUCAUACCCAGGCGCACCUAGGUGACGUUCGCAAAACGAAGACAGGGUACCUUAGUCUUGCACCCGGCUUUGCACCAGGCACGGUGUGA
Messenger RNA from Capronia coronata CBS 617.96, 2469 nucleotides. RefSeq lists its product as uncharacterized. The coding region runs from base 1 to 2469 and encodes 822 amino acids. The record is from RefSeq and is a predicted model, not a curated record. The transcript is spliced from 2 exons. NCBI's taxonomy places the organism in Eukaryota, Fungi, Ascomycota, Eurotiomycetes, Chaetothyriales, Herpotrichiellaceae.